Molecule: messenger RNA, 1448 nt
Organism: Pungitius pungitius (ninespine stickleback)
Lineage: Eukaryota; Metazoa; Chordata; Actinopteri; Perciformes; Gasterosteidae
Exons: 4
Coding region: 70-801 (243 amino acids)
Biological process (GO): adaptive immune response
Cellular component (GO): membrane
Molecular function (GO): signaling receptor activity
Source: RefSeq, a predicted model, not a curated record
GGAAAUGGGAGGAGUACGACAUCGCUGAGCUGUGGUAAAUCUCAUUGUGUGUUCAUAACUGGAAAGGCCAUGAAGAUGAGCUUGGCAUGCAUCCUCCUUUUCAUUCAGCUCUCUGAAGCCCAUGCAGAGUUGAUCUUUCGGCAGCAGGCGGAGAGCCAGUCCCUGGAGCUCACCUGCUCCCCUCAGCUGCAGCGCGGCGCUCUGACUGGCCUCCACCUGUACCACCGCGGCGCCCGCGGCCAGACGACCCUGCUGUCCAUGGCCGAGGGCGCCGGGCCGAGGCUCGACCGGGGACACGGGGGCCGCCUCAGGCUCGCUGGCGGCCUGCACAGCCGGCAGGUCAAUGUGACCGUGGCCCUCUUACGGCCCAGCGACACGGGCCUCUACGUGUGGGAGCUGAGCUACGGAGCGGAGAACCGCUCUGAGAACGAUGCCCUCGGCCCUCCCACGGUGUUCUUGUUGGUUGAAGGCGCAGGGGUGUCAUGUCGGUGCUCAGCCAGAUAUCCUCUUCUGCUCCUCAUCAUGUUCACGCUAACGGGGCUUCUUCUGCUCACACUCAGCCUGCUGGCCAUAGAGAAAUGUUUGCAGGUGAAGUCCCGGCGUGAUCCCAGACCACAACUCCCCGUUCCUAUCUACGAGGAAAUGACUUGCAAGCAGCAGAAUCCGGUGGCCCCCAAAAAUAACCCGGAGGCCCGCCCCCACCUGGAGGAAGUCAACUUUCCUGUGUACGCCAACCCAAACAUCCGGGAGCCACAGGACAACUACUACGCCUGUCCCAGGCAGCUCGCCCUCAGAGCCUGAGGGGACGCAGUGGAGCAACCGUCAACGCACGAGGGGGACACUCAUACAGGACAUAGAAAUAUGUUUUGAUUUUAGUGAAGGAAAAAUAACAAACACUCAAUGGCUCAUUUUUAACAGCCAAGAAAAAAAUGCUAUUUUAUUAAUAUUUCAAAGAAGCUCCAUAGUUCAUGAAAACAUUUGUUUUGGUGCAUGUCAUUUAACAAUCACAUUCUAUGAGGAAAAAGAGAUAUACAGAGAGAAAAAAAUAAAACAUUACAAGCCACUGACUUUUCAUUAAAUCUCAGUACAGACAUUUUUACUUAAUAUUCCAAAGAAAAAAGGCAAAAAAAAGAGAAAAAAAGCAGCCCUAAUCCAACACCCCCCCCCCUCCCCCACACCCCAAAAAAACAAAAACCUUGAGGGUGACAGGCUAGAAUCCCACAGUGCUAACGAGUGAGACGCUCAUUGGUUUUAGGAAUACACAGCAUGGCGAUGUAGCGCUAUAGGUCAAUCUGAAUCGGGAGAAGGAAGCUGGAGGCAGAGAGCUAUACAUGAAUCAACUCCCCCAGCGCACCCUUUCAAAAUAAAAUAAAAAACACAUUGGAUCCCCCCCAAAAAACCAGCAACAGAUCAGCCACUUAGAAGUAGACCAUAAAAUCCCCCCCCCC